GCUUUGAGAGCCUCUCACGUGCACUGACUCUGAGUUUGCAUUUGUUUUGAUGUUUUCAUUGCAAUUAACCGACAAUUGAUGCAAACAGUUAUGAAUCAGAUGAGGAUCUUCUCCAACAUUGCCCUCAGAUGUGGUCCAAACCAUACAUUCACUCAUCACUUGAGACGAACUCUGUGCUCAUCUCAAGACACCAAACAAGACAUGAGAGACCCUUUUCGGGACAGGAGUCGAGUGAUUACUCCGGAACAGAGUAUUCAGUAUCUGAAGAGCACAGCCUUUAAGGAGACGUACGCUCACCACAAGGUCUGGCAGUUAUUUCGGCGUAACUUUAAGGGCCAGUACUCGCCGUAUAAGUCCCGCAGCACUUGUAUUAUCGAUGACUAUGUCUACACAUCCAAUCCCUGUCCCAUUUGUCGCGACCAGUAUCUCGUACUUCACUAUACGAACAUGGAUCUACUCAAUCACUUCAUUAAUCCUCAUUCGGGUUAUGUCUACGAGAAUACCAUUCUAUGUCUUUGUGCCAAACAAUACGAACAGCUAUUGGUUGCCAUCACUUUGGCUAAAGACUGCGGGCUCUUGACGUUUGAGGUUCCGCUUCGCACCUAUGAUUACCACGAAUACUACAAACAUUUGGAUCACAAUCACCACAACCAUCAUAAUCACAAUCACCAUCACAUCGCUAGUCAUUGAUUCGAUGGUUUAGAUCUCGCCAUUGAUUGAUUGAUUGUACUCUAGACCCGAUUGGGAUCAUAAGUACACUAUAAUUGAUAUGAUUUAGUACUACGGUAUUUAAAUUUACAGUAUGUAACUCUAAUAAUUAUUGUUUAUUAAAUAAAAUGACAACUCUUUUAAAUUUAUUUUUUAUUACCGG
Messenger RNA from Oppiella nova, 871 nucleotides. NCBI's taxonomy places the organism in Eukaryota, Metazoa, Arthropoda, Arachnida, Sarcoptiformes, Oppiidae. The record is from the annotation of a GenBank genome assembly.